AUGGCUGAGGGCAGAGCGAGGGCGACUGCGACUGCGACGGGAGAGGACAAGGGUGUGCACAAUCUGGUUGGCAUGAACCAGCAUCGACCAAGGUUGGAUCCAAGACGGCGGGAGCUAGAACCGCAGCACGGCGUAUGCGUAAAGGGUAAAGCAGGAGGGAUGACUCGGAUGGAAUCCUCGGAUGAGCAUAAUUCCGACGCAGCACGAUGCGACGCCAACGAGUUCAUGGCCGACCACUUGGACUCCCUGGUCAAGGGAGCUCCCGCCCCCGGAAAGGAUGCCAAGGCCGUCACCGGAACCAGCGGCGUGUCCGCCCUCGCCGACCCUCUCAUCAACGCACCCAGCUCCCCGCCCAUGGUCUACCUGAACCUCCUCGUCCUCGAAGCCUCCCUGCGCGCCCAGUUCCUCGAGCUCCGUGCCCGUCGCCGCCACCACACCUUCUUCCUGGCCCUGCUGACCCUUUGGAUCGGCGCUUUCGGCUACGGCCUGUUCCUGGCCCCGCGCGAGGACGGCAGCGGCGUCGGGGGUUCCGUCUACUGGGGCAUCGAGACCUUCGAGAAGCUCUGUUUUAUGGGCGGCAUCAUGACCGCCAUCCUGGUCUGGGUUACGGGCAUCUGGGACCGCGGCAUCCGCUGGCCCCGUCGCUGGUUCGCCGUCUCCAACCGCGGCCUGCGCGCUUUCAAUUGCAAGCUCGUCCUCAUCCGCCGCUCCUGGUGGGCCGAGCUCGCCUCCACCAUCGGCUUCUUCCUGACCUACGGCCUCUUCUCCCACACCGCGAGCUCGUCCUACCGCCACGUCGACCCCCCCAUCCAACGAGACGUCGAGAAAGAACUGGGCCUCGCCCCCGGUGCCCACCCUCCCAUACCUAUCGUUACCACCGAAGACGAGGAGAAAGGAGGAGGUACUACUACCACCGGCAGUGGUCAUGGUCAUGGUCAUGGUCACGGCCAUGAGGAAGACCUCGCGUCGGGCGGCGACUACGUCAAGCUGCUCUUGCUGGCCAAGCCCUUCACCCCGGCUUUCCGCGAGAACUGGGAGCUGUACCGCGCCGAAUACUGGGAGCGGGAGAACGAGCGACGCGCCCUCCUCCGGAAGAAAUUGAAGGAACGGGACCGCCGCCUGGCCAAGGAGCGUUGGGGCAUCUUUUGGUGGUUACCCUGGCGUCGCGUCCCCGGCGUGCCGACCACGCCGUCCACGCGGUCGUCCUCCUCCGCUGCUGGUGUUGGUGUUGGUGCUGGUGCUGGUGCUGCCACCCACAGCCGGAACCGCGACCGAGACCACGACACGGACAAGCUGCAUCCCCGGGCCGCUGCCCUGGAGAAGCAGUACCGCCGCCGCAACAGCAACAGCAACGGCAACGGCAACGGCAACGGCAACGGCAACAGCAACAGCAACGGCAACAGCAGCACCACGCGCCGCCGCAGCUCUACCAGCUCAUCGCCGCGGCCGCGGAACAUCACUCCGACCGUCGAGAGCGACGAUCCCGCCGCCGCCGCCGCCGCCGCAGUCGGCCUCAGCCGAAAGGCUAGCUCGGGCUCAUCGUCGACCGGGCCGACAACAUCGGAAAAGGAGAAGAAACCGAGACGGGGCAGCAAGCUGUCCGUGAGCUCCUCCACCAAGCCGAAGCGGCCGCGUGCCGAUUCCCGGUCCGUCACUCCCGAGAAACCGUCGCCGCUGUCGCGAGAAAGCAGCGCCGUGGAUGGAGCCGGUUCAGGGAUGGAGAGGACGGAGAGCAGACGGCCCGGAUCGCGGGGUUCGGCUUCCAAGCUGAGCAUCGCCUCCGAGCCACAGGCGUAA
Messenger RNA from Sodiomyces alkalinus F11, 1797 nucleotides. RefSeq lists its product as hypothetical. NCBI's taxonomy places the organism in Eukaryota, Fungi, Ascomycota, Sordariomycetes, Glomerellales, Plectosphaerellaceae. The record is from RefSeq and is a predicted model, not a curated record. Gene Ontology annotation, molecular function: phosphoprotein phosphatase activity; protein phosphatase regulator activity. Bases 1 to 1797 code for a protein of 598 amino acids. The transcript has 4 exons. Gene Ontology annotation, biological process: nuclear envelope organization. Gene Ontology annotation, cellular component: Nem1-Spo7 phosphatase complex.